Lactuca virosa is the source of this 1278-nucleotide messenger RNA. The record is from the annotation of a GenBank genome assembly. NCBI's taxonomy places the organism in Eukaryota, Viridiplantae, Streptophyta, Magnoliopsida, Asterales, Asteraceae.
AUGAUUUCUACUAGUCCUACCCCUUUACCAUCGGAAAACAUUCAUCUCACGCUCCCACCAGUUCCCCCAAACCCCUCAAGCAAAGGAACUUCUGGUGCCGCUCCUACCGAGGCUCACAAGCGGAAAGUAAGGCCUUCAGAUUCUCCGACUACUAGUGGUAUUCCUCCCGGUCUUCUCCUAAGAAAAUACAUACCUCUCUUUCUUCCUUCAACCGAGACCAAGGGCUUGCUGACGCCAUGCUUGACCUUCCACCGACCACUCUUACUUCAUCCGGUGAGGCUUUACACUAUUUCUUGGGAUAAGCUUGCAAAGCUUCUUUUUCGUCAGAAGCUGUUCAACUCUUUUGCUCCCCAGGUUUCUGUACUGACCUCUACUCUUGUUGUUUCAACCGGCUCCCUUGCCAUUACUCCUGUUGCUCCUUCAUCUACCGAGGCUCUGUUAAGUCCUACCAACAUUAUCAACCUAGAAUCCUUGAUUCCUGACGUGGAUGUGAUGGAUUUUAAUUCUACCGAACUUCUACCUUGUGGUACUUUGGCAUUCGCUCCGACAUCCUUGCCAUUUUUGGUGUUAGUGGCCUCUUCGCUGCCACCCUUCCAUCGUCCUUUUGGAAGCACUAAGUUUUACAAGCUUCCUACCUUGGGAAACAUCACUGAUGAAGAGUUUAAGAAGGCUUUCGAGCUUCUAGAGGACAUCCGGGAGCUGGAGAAAUCAGGGCUUGUUUUGGAGAGAGACGAUCUUGCUAUUGAAAAUGGCCGUUUACUCCGGGAACUAGAUCAAUAUUCCCUAUGUUAUGAAGAGCUUCAAAGGGCGAAUGUUAAGCUCAAGAACAUAAUCAGCAAAGAGAGUGCCCAUCGUGGUGCCCUAGCCACAAAAUUAAAGGAAGCCACCAAAAAGAACUCUAACUUGAGUUUGCUCUGUUCUGAGAAAGAGGCCCAAAUUGGGCAGCUUAAGGAAAGCCUUGUCGAGUGUCAGCUUAAACUGAAAGAUCAAAUAGCCCAUUCUGAAAAAUUCACGAUGAAUGUUGUCCUCCACUUUUCUGCCAUUAAGCUUGGCAUACACCGAGCUUGCCUUGAGAUGAAGAGUAAAUACUCGGUGGAGCAUGAUGGAAAAGAAGUUUUGUACUCAUAUCUAAAUACCGAGGAAUUGAUACUGCAUCGUUUCUCCAAUCUUACCAAUAAUGACUAUCCUUUCUUCAAGAUGGUAGAUACUAAUAGCAUGGAUGUGGGUUUACUAAAGAAGCAUAUGGAAGAUCUUGAUUCGGCUACCGAUGUUGAAUGA